This is a messenger RNA of Diatraea saccharalis (sugarcane borer), 612 nucleotides long. Lineage: Eukaryota; Metazoa; Arthropoda; Insecta; Lepidoptera; Crambidae. The record is from the annotation of a GenBank genome assembly.
AUGCCGAAAGAAAAAGGAGAGAAAAAGAAGUACUGCCAAAAGUAUUCAAAAAUUUGGGAGACAGAUUUAGAGUUAAAAGAUUGGCCUUCUCCUGAUGUCAUGGAUGACUCAAUGGCAUAUUACAAAUAUUGUCGCAUUGUGUUAAAAGCACAUAAAAAGGCUUUAUUGAGACAUGCCUUGACCGAAAAGCAUAAAAAAGCCAUUGCGUUCAUUGCUGCAUUUAUUGCAGAACAUACUGCCGUUUUGACAGUUGACCAUUUGAUUGAAUUGCUGCCUCAAAUAGAUUCGUCAUCGGAUGCUUUAAAGAGUUUAAGACUACAUCGUACAAAAUGUUCCAUGAUUAUACAAAAUGUGCUUGGGCCUUCUCUUCUCAGUGAACUAGUAGAAGAGAUAGGAGAGUUUCCUUAUUCGAUUAUAGUAGACGAAAGCUCAGAUCUUUCUACACAAAAAGUUUUAUGCAUUAUGGUGCGUUUUUAUUCAUCAAAAAAAGGCAAAUACUCACAACAUAUUAAAUUAAUUGAAUGCGAUGCGAAAACUGUUUAUGAGUUCAUCAAAAAUCAACUUAUUAAAGAUGGUUUAAAAUGUUUAGAUGGAGCCAACGUUAUUACUUGA